AUGAAAUAUUAUAGGUACUAUCGUAGUUGGAUGUACGAUAGAUUGUAUUCAGGAAGAGGUGAACUUAAACCAAAUUUUGAGGAAGGAGAUAAAAGUUUUAUCACGUGGGCAUUUUCUCAGGAAUGUUGUCGAAGCGAAGGAGAAGUAAGGUGUCCUUAUCUUAAAUGUGAAUGCACACCUAUAAUUAGUGACCGAGGGGAAGUAGAAGGUCAUUUGAAGAAAAAGGGUUUCAUUGAAAAUUAUUGGGUUUUGACAUAUAAUGAAGAAAAAAUGCCAAGUAGAGUACCAGAGACCAGUAAUACUCAUGGUUCAAGUAGCCGAUCACCGGUGGAACAUGGGGAAAACUUUAAUCUGAGCGGUGAGAUUGUGGGCGAUGCAUUUGGUGUGAACCUGACCUAUGAUAAACUUGGAGAUUUUGUUGGGGAAGAGUUGUCGAAUGAGGAAGCGCAAAGAUUUUAG
Lathyrus sativus (Indian pea) is the source of this 459-nucleotide messenger RNA. The record is from the annotation of a GenBank genome assembly. NCBI's taxonomy places the organism in Eukaryota, Viridiplantae, Streptophyta, Magnoliopsida, Fabales, Fabaceae.